CUGUUCGGCUGCACGCACCGUCGCCGCCGGCCGCCGGCCACCGCAGCCCCCAUCCGGCGCUUUAACAGGCCGUGUGAUGGGAAACAUGACCCGGUCGGACUCCCCCGUCUCCCGCCGUGUCGUCCUCUCCUUCCUCGACUUCCUCAACUCCGUCGAGUUAGCUCCUGGGGCUGAUCCUGAAGCUCUUGAAGUUGCCAAGGAUUGCCUGGAGUCCAUAUUUAGUGUCAACUCAUCGUCAACUCGCGAGGGCGUGCAGCCAGGACUGUUACUUGAACUCUUUACUUCUCUGCAAGCUCAUGAACAAGAUAGGUCAAGACCAGAUCCAGUGUCACAGCCAGUGCCAAACAGACCAGCAUGCAGUGCAAGUCCUUCCAGUAUGCAAGAAGACUCAAAUAAAUGUACAACAUCAAAUAGUGAAGACCAAGCUGAAGACACCUUUGACCUAGAUCAUUUAGGAGAUGAGCUGUUUGUGAAAUUCUAUGCCGCGCUUGAUGAAAUUAAUUUCUUCAAGACAUCAUCCGCUGGUACUGAGGAUCCUGGUCAACUUUCAAAAGCAUCACAAUUCUUCGAUGAUGCAUUACUGGAGGUGCGCAACUCGGGAAGAAAAACAGCAAGCUUAGUAGACCUGGCGGAGUUCUUUAAAUCGAAAGGAAACGACUUCAUGAGGUCAAAACAACACCUAAAAGCUGUAGAGCUGUACACGGGUGCCAUUGCAUUGAGCAAGAAAAAUGCCAUUUACUAUUGUAACAGGUAUGUACAAGUUACUGAAACACACAACACUUAAAUGGUGAAAUCUUGU
This is a messenger RNA of Lolium rigidum, 799 nucleotides long. RefSeq lists its product as uncharacterized. Gene Ontology annotation, molecular function: molecular adaptor activity; protein binding. The coding region runs from base 77 to 784 and encodes 235 amino acids. The transcript is spliced from 6 exons. The record is from RefSeq and is a predicted model, not a curated record. Lineage: Eukaryota; Viridiplantae; Streptophyta; Magnoliopsida; Poales; Poaceae. Gene Ontology annotation, cellular component: membrane; TRC complex. Gene Ontology annotation, biological process: post-translational protein targeting to endoplasmic reticulum membrane.